GAAUUCCUAUCUUUUCCAUUCUACCUGGGAAGGCUGGGAUCCAAACGAGAGGCUCACAAAACAUACCUAUGAAACAUACUGAUUAUUUUUCACUUUCUCAGUUUGUUGUUUGCUCAACUCCAAAGUCUCGUACCACGCAGUAACAGAUUGUGGAGGAAAUGCCACUUCUUCAGUUUCCUUCUUCUGCUAAACUUGCCUUUUACUUUUCUUCACAACAAAAAGCAAGUGACUCUCGUAAUUGCCCUGUCCUGCCUCAAAGAAACUCGAGGCCUUUGGGUGUACCUUCGACACAUUCAAAUUUUUUGACCCCUAAAGUUCGUUGUUUGAAAGGCAGUGCUUCGACAGUAUCAAAUCAAACAUGUGAGGACAAAGUAUUAAAAGCCCUUACACAGAUAAUUGAUCCAGAUUUUGGAACUGAUAUAGUCUCAUGCGGGUUUGUGAAGGACCUCCAUGUUGAUGAGGUUCUUGGAGAGGUUAACUUUCGGCUAGAGCUUACGACUCCAGCAUGUCCGAUCAAGGACAUGGUAAAUGAAACACAAACACCGUUGUUUGAUCAAGAAUUGAUGUGUUGUAUCAAGUGUUUGAGCAGAGGGCUAAUGAAGUGGUUGCCGCACUCCCCUGGGUUAAAAAGGUGAAUGUGGAAAUGUCAACCCAACCUGUAAGAUCUGCUUUCGCUGGACAGCUUCCAUCCGGCUUGCAAAAAAUAUCAAAUAUAGUGGCAAUCUCAAGUUGCAAGGGAGGGGUGGGAAAAUCAACAGUUGCUGUCAACCUCGCAUAUACUUUGGCGGGUAUGGGAGCUCGAGUUGGAAUCUUUGAUGCUGAUGUUUAUGGGCCUAGUUUGCCAAUGAUGGUUUCCCCAGAAAACCGGCUUCUGGAAAUGAACCCGGAGAAGAGAAGCAUUAUUCCAACAGAAUACUUGGGUGUCAAGUUAGUGUCUUUUGGUUUUGCUGGACAAGGGCGUGCAAUAAUGCGAGGUCCAAUGGUGUCUGGGAUCAUCAACCAACUACUAACUACUGCUGAAUGGGGAGAACUGGACUACCUUGUUAUUGACAUGCCUCCUGGAACUGGUGAUAUUCAGCUCUCAUUGUGCCAGGUCGUUCCAUUGACUGCUGCUGUUAUUGUUACCACACCACAAAAGUUGGCAUUUGUAGAUGUUGCUAAGGGAGUUCGCAUGUUUUCUAAGCUUAAGGUGCCUUGUGUUGCUGUAGUCGAGAAUAUGUGCCACUUUGUUGUUGAUGGAAAAUUCCAUUACCCAUUUGGUAAAGGUUCAGGUGUUCAGGUUGUCCAGCAAUUUGGGAUCCCACAUUUGUUUGAUCUUCCUAUUACACCAACUCUCUCUGCUUCUGGAGAUAGUGGAAUGCCUGAGGUCGUUUCUAAUCCUCAAGGAGAUGUUUCCCAAACAUUCCAAGAGUUGGGGGUAUGUGUAGUACAACAAUGUGCCAAAAUCCGUCAACAAGUCUCCACUGCAGUAAGUUAUGAGAAAUCUAUUAAGGCAAUACGAGUGAGAGUGCCCGAUUCUGACAAAGACUUCUAUUUGCACCCUGCAACUGUGAGAAGAAAUGAUCUAUCUGCUAAAAGUGUGGAUGAAUGGACAGGGGAACAGGAGCUGGAGUACACUGAUAUACCAGAGGACAUUGAGCCUGAAGAAAUCCGACCCAUGGGGAACUAUGCUGUAUCAAUAACCUGGCCGGAUGGAUUUUGCCAGAUUGCACCUUACGACCAGCUGCAAACAAUGGAGCGGUUAGUCAAUCUACCUCAACCUAAGACUCCCACACAGGCAUGAUUGCAAGAAGAAAGCAGAUGCCGAUAGAUUUGAGGAAAUACUUGUGUUCUCAGCCUACGAGAAAAUAUAUUUAUUCGUAUUUCCUGGGGCUAGAAAUGCCUCUUUCUAUCAAUUUUGCAGGGCUAUGAACUUCUAAACUGUACAUGUCAUUUCAACCAAAAUUGUGUCCUAAGUAGUGUAUAUGCUGGUCUUACAUGUGGAAAUUGUAAAUUUGCGAUAAGCCCAAAUCUCGACCUCCAAUUUGAAGAACAAUACUCAGUACUAUUUACUUCGUUUGAUCCCAGGUCUGCCUUUUUUACUUCGAUCAUCAAAACGUGUUACAAUAACGAGUUAGCACUUAGCACAGUUUGGAGUUUGAUUUAAUUAUUUUGUAAUAUAAGUCUUGCAUAAAUAAUUCUCAGUAUGCAAAUUUGAUGCAAGAAACAUUUUUCAAUUACCA
Cuscuta epithymum is the source of this 2222-nucleotide messenger RNA. Lineage: Eukaryota; Viridiplantae; Streptophyta; Magnoliopsida; Solanales; Convolvulaceae. The record is from the annotation of a GenBank genome assembly.